Boeremia exigua is the source of this 1590-nucleotide messenger RNA. RefSeq lists its product as uncharacterized. The transcript is spliced from 2 exons. Lineage: Eukaryota; Fungi; Ascomycota; Dothideomycetes; Pleosporales; Didymellaceae. The coding region runs from base 104 to 1492 and encodes 462 amino acids. The record is from RefSeq and is a predicted model, not a curated record.
GUUAGCCAUGCCAACUGUUACUCUUCACCCCUAGAAACUAAAAUAGUCAUAUUCUCUUGCAACGCUAUCCUCUCUUGAUCUUUCAGUCUGGAAAUCCGCUACUAUGAACGUAGAAAGAUGCAUCAAAUUACACAAUGAGAUCCUGCGUCAUGGAUGGGUCCAUUCAGGCCACAACAUUUCCCAGUUUGAGACAGUUGCCAGAUCGUGGAUGAGCCACUUCGGCGACGAUGAAGGAAUCCUGGCUAAUCUUGUGCCUGAAAUCCGACAAUUCCUGCAGCAAGCUCAGAUUAUAUUAAGUGAGCCGGACAAGGCUGGCGGGUUCUCCUUCUUCUUCUGGGUUAAUAAUCUAGCUGCUCCAGGAAAUCUUUUUGGGUUUGAAGAGAUGGUAGAGAUGGUGCUUGAUCCAGUUGAUGAUACAGUACCUAUGAAAUGUGAGUAUAAAGAGAAAAGGUUUAUACUUCUUUACACAUUAAAUCAGCUUGCGAGUCACAAUGUUGGAUUAUUGUACGAUCAAACAAGUCAUCUCUGCAUCAUAUGUCCAGAUCUCGACGACUUCGAAAGGGUCUUCUGGAAAAGAACAAAAUGGUACCCGUUAGAUGUCGCCCUAGAAUACUGGCUCAACACUAUCCAAACAGGUGAUAUAGUUGCUGUGCCAGAGAAACAUCUACAGACUCACCUCGAUCUUGUAUCCAGCCAUUAUCCUUGGCACUAUAUACGAUUCCACAAGCAGAUGUUGGACGAGACACUUGAGGCUUUCAAUAAGCUCGUCGAAGCCAUCGAAGCUCGUCUGCCCCAGGGAAGCUCCUUGCAUAACAACAACGACGAUAACAACAACUACAAUGCACAUGGUCUCGUAGAUGCAGACGUGCUCCAGCUGCACAAUAUUUCUGCAGGAUUCGCCCGAGAGUUUCUAGAAAAGGCACGAACUCCACGCUUUAAAGCUAUUGCACCUGGCUUAGAAGUCAUGACAACGUCAAGUAUGUCUAAGCAACCUUUCAUACCUGAGACUGAUGAGAAGCUCAGCAAACAAAGUGUUCCACCAUUUCUUCUCUUCUACUCGAAGCUUAACUACGACCAGUCUCAGGAUCAGAUAGAACCUGGAGGAACCGGACCUUUUGGAUACCCCUAUCGCAACAACACCUUAUUUCCCGCAGGCCUUUAUCUACUCCAGACGAUGUCGGACAAUACAUGCAAGUUCAUUCUCCCUUUCAGCAUUGGCGGGAAAGGGUACGCGUGCAGGACCGAUGGUGCUUUGUAUGGAGAGAAUGAGCCAAAAGACUCGUUUGAUGAUCUCUACAGUCUAGGCUUCCAUCCAUUUGAAACAAGCUAUGCACAAAAGCUUGCUAGUAUCUUGGAAAACUGGCUUGGUAUGGUAGUGAGUGAAGCUUGGAAGAUUGAUGAAAAUGGUGUUGCGGGUGGCAUGGAGAUAUGGAAAGAUGCUGAUUCGGAAGAGCACUGGGAGAAGUAUGUAAUCAACCGCAACUUUGGAUAAGUAGAUUCUAUUUUGCAAAGAUAAGCGCUCACCUUGAAGGUCAAAAUUCUGUACUGCCGCGCGCGGCGUACUUUGCAAAGCCGAUGGUACUAUUAGAG